GGCUUUGGGGAGGCCCCGGCUCGGCCUCCCGCGGCUCCCGUUAUCAUGUCCCUGACGCAGCGGCUGGUCCAGCUGGCCGUCCGUCUGCAGGAGCCGCAGAGAGUGGCCGGUUUCCAGCGUCUGUGCGGCGUGGAGGCGCCGUUCAGCCGGCCCGCCGAGCCCGGGCAGCAGCAGCAGCAGCAGGAGGAGGAAGAGGAGGAAGAUGAGAAGCAGCUCGAAGCGCCUGCAGACCUUCGGCGACGGGGACGGCCGCCGGGGACGAGCGGAGAUCGCCGGUGCCCCGGGGACGAGCGCAAUCAGUGCGCGGCUAAGCGGGACGGCGGCGCCCCCAAUGGUGUACGGAACGGGCUGGCGGCCGAGCUGGGCCCGGCCCGGGGCAAGCCUGGCCGCGUGAGCAACUGGCCGCUCUACUACCUGUUCCGCUUGGGCACCGAGCUGGGCAACGAAACCUUCUACAUCACCUUCUUCCCUUUCUGGAUCUGGAACCUGGACCCCCUGGUGGGCCGGAGGCUCGUGAUCCUCUGGGUGCUCGUCAUGUACCUGGGCCAGUGCACCAAGGACAUCAUCCGGCGGCCCCGGCCCGCCUCGCCGCCCGUGGUCAAGCUGGAGGUCUUCUACAACUCCGAGUACAGCAUGCCCUCCACGCACGCCAUGUCCGGCACGGCCAUCCCCAUCUCCAUGGUCCUGCUCACCUACGGCCGCUGGCAGUACCCUGUCAUAUACGGGCUCAUUCUCAUUCCCUGCUGGAGCUCACUGGUCUGCCUAAGUAGAGUCUACAUGGGGAUGCACUCCAUUCUGGACAUCAUUGCUGGAUUCCUUUAUGCCAUUUUCAUCUUAGCUGUCUUCUAUCCAUGUGUGGACCUGAUUGAUAACUUCAACCAAACUCACAGAUACGCCCCCCUGCUCAUCAUCGGGCUUCACUUGGCACUGGGGAUCUUUUCUUUUACUCUUGACACCUGGAGCACAUCGCGAGGAGACACCGCUCAGAUCCUGGGAAGUGGUGCUGGCAUUGCUUGUGGCUCUCACGUUACCUAUCGCAUGGGCCUGCUCUUGGAUCCUUCUCUAGACAUGCUCCCUUUAGCUAGGCCCCCCGUUACUGUCAUACUGCUUGGAAAAGCCAUAUUACGGAUCCUCAUAGGAAUGGGAUUUGUAGCGAUAGUAAGAUGCAUAAUGAAAAAGGUCACCAUUUCUUUAGCCUGUAAAAUCUUUGGUAUAUCAUGUGAUGAUAUUCGCAAAGCAAGGCAGCACAUGGAGGUAGAACUCCCAUAUCAGUAUAUUACCUAUGGAAUAGUUGGUUUCUCCAUCACAUUUUUGGUCCCCUACAUAUUUUCUUUUAUUGGUAUCUCUUGAUGGGAAAAUGCCACUUAUGAUUUGGGAAAAAAAAAAAAAAAGGAGGCUGUCAGUUACUGAUCUCUCAAAAUAUUUUCUAUGUAAAAGAUCAGAGGUGUUGGCAAGAAUUUCACUUAAAUAUCUAUUUAAGUAAGUUCUUAAGAGUCAGUGUAUUUUAUCACUGCAUAUCCAGAUACUGUUUUAAGAGAGUCCUCUUUCUAGGACUGAGAAAAUGAUAAUUACCACUUAGAAUGCUCACAUAAUGUGUGGUGAGUUUUGUGCUGUUGUGAACUCAAGUUAUAUAUAAUAUAUAUUAAGGUACAUAAUAUGAAAUUACAUAUCUAAUAUAUGUUAUAUAUAAAAUAAUAUACCUACAUUUUUAAGAACUGGAGUGAGCUGGGCGUGGUGGCGCACGCCUUUAAUCCCAGCACUCGGGAGGCAGAGGUAGGAGGAUUGCCAUGAGUUCAAGGCCACCCUGAGAUGACAGAGUUAAUUCCAGGUCAGCUUGGACCAGAGUGAGACCCUACCUCGAGAAAAAAAAAAAAAAGAACUGGGGUGAACUACAAAACGAAUAACAUGUAGUUGUGCCUGUGUAUUGGAGAUUAAUGCAGGUAUGUUGUUAACAAAUAGGCUUCACAUUUACUUACGAUGGGAGCCAUUUCCUAACCGAAUUAAUACUUUCUAGAGGAGAAUUCACAUGCUACCACAUACUGACUCAAUGCCUCUUUUUACACUGCCAUCACCUUUCAUGUUAUCCAUGAUGUUGAACAUGGGAGGCAUUUUUAAUGGACCAAAUUUUCAGGAAAAUUGGGGUUUUGAUUCCUUUUUGGUUUUUUAAGUUCUAUACACUGUGUUGAAUGUACUUUUUUUUGCAACAAUUUUGGACAUUGGGUUAAUGAUGCAGGUACUGAACUUGAUUGCUGGCUAAUUGUGCCUUUCUGUUGCUGAAUUAAGCGAUGCCAUGUAUACUGUGAGGUAAAACAUAUGUCAAGCUAACAGAGAUAGGAGUGGACCACCCUAAAAUCUUUAGUCUUUAUUUAGAAGGAAAUGUGGAAUGGGCUAAAAUUUCUCGCUAAUUUAUUGGAAAGCUAAAUGGAUAAAUAUUUCCAUUUUUGUAGGUAUUUUUCUGUGUAUUGUAAGUUAUAGGAGCAAUAUAUAUUUUUUGUACAUUGUCUUGAUUGUUUAUAUGUCAGGUAGGUAUUUCCAGUGAGUGGAAAUGGUAGUUGAAACUUAUAGAUGGGACAAUGCACUUGUAUCCUAUGUAAAAGAACGAUUUUUCUAAAUUAUUUGGAAAGGAUUGUAUCUCCUACUGUUACCUUUUAAUCCCCACUCUUUAGUAACCCUAAGAUUAAAUUAUAAAAAGCAGUUUAGAUUCUAUUUUUUUCCACCUUAUUUUCACAGUGGAAACAUUGAGUGUAGUAUUAAACUAUUUUUUCUGUCUGUGCCUUUAUAUUUUGAAGUGUGAUUAUAAUUAGGUUAAUAUUACAUUUAUUUCACAAAGAAAAUUAACUUUCCAUAUAAAUGGAAAUCAGGUAAGGGGUUACUGAUUUUAGUGCAAUAUCCAUGAUCAUUUAGAAGUAUCAGUUAAGAUAUUUCUAUUUUGGACAGCAUACCUAUUUGAGCUCAUAUUUUUAUAAUUCUGAUAGUAAGCUUAAGGGCAUGGUAGUUUUAUCAAAAAUGAAUCUGAUCACUUUAAGCAACUAGAUUUGAGUUCUUUACCUAUUAAAACAAACCAGGACCCUUUAGAAACCUGUUGGUACGCUGGAAAAUGUGAGAAGAAUUUCUCUUUCAAAAUAUGUAGGUUAGUAAAUUGAAUUUUAUGGACUAUUUCCCGCACUUUGGGUCUAUGCUAGCCUUUUAAUUUUUGUGUGUAGCUUAAAAUGUGUUUGAAAAUUCCUUUGUGUUUUAUUAUUUUCUGUUCUGUGACAGUUCUAUGCUUAAUAUAUUUAAAAAUAAAAGCCAAAUUCAAGAUCAAA
Molecule: messenger RNA, 3305 nt
Organism: Jaculus jaculus (lesser Egyptian jerboa)
Lineage: Eukaryota; Metazoa; Chordata; Mammalia; Rodentia; Dipodidae
Gene: Sgpp1
Product: sphingosine-1-phosphate phosphatase 1
Exons: 3
Coding region: 46-1350 (434 amino acids)
Biological process (GO): sphingosine metabolic process; phospholipid dephosphorylation
Cellular component (GO): endoplasmic reticulum membrane
Molecular function (GO): sphingosine-1-phosphate phosphatase activity
Source: RefSeq, a predicted model, not a curated record